Malaya genurostris is the source of this 2018-nucleotide messenger RNA. Its product is annotated as zinc finger protein 317-like. Gene Ontology annotation, biological process: regulation of transcription by RNA polymerase II. Gene Ontology annotation, molecular function: DNA-binding transcription factor activity, RNA polymerase II-specific; RNA polymerase II transcription regulatory region sequence-specific DNA binding; zinc ion binding. Bases 86 to 1942 code for a protein of 618 amino acids. The record is from RefSeq and is a predicted model, not a curated record. Lineage: Eukaryota; Metazoa; Arthropoda; Insecta; Diptera; Culicidae. The transcript has 5 exons. Gene Ontology annotation, cellular component: nucleus.
GUAAAUAAUCUGCCUUUCGUUUCAAGCGAAUCCUAAUUCCUACUAAAUCAUCUGGCAUCUCUGUUCGCCAUCACUCAGCCUAAAAAUGAAGAAAAUGACUUUAUUUGAACUAAUGAAAUUUCCCGACGUUUGUCGAGUUUGCCUGCAACCGGUAGCAGAACAGUUGUUACAACCAUUAGACAAAAACCUUACAAACUCGAAAUUAACAAUCGCUGAAUUUUUAAACGAACUUACAUACAAAGUACCGGAGAAUAAACUGGAUAUGUUACCCAAAACGAUUUGUAGAAUGUGCGUAGAAGUACUGGAAGGUUUUUUCAUCUAUCGAAAUAGGUUGAUACUUACUUUGCGUUUCACGGAAGCAUUGAUAGAUCUCCGAGAAUCUAACACAAAACCUAUUGAAGAUUUGUUCGAGACUAACAAAUCGGAACUGACAAUACUUUUUAAGGAAUUGAGCAUUUGUAGCAAGGAAGAGCCAGCUGUGGAUGAUUUGCUAGCGGAGUUUGAAUUAUACAAUUUUGCAAAUCAAAUUGAAGAUAAAAUUAAAGUGGAAUUACCGGAAGUUGGAAUUGAAGACGAUUGUACGGGUUUAACAGUCAGUGAUCACGGUAAUGAAGGUCUGGAUGUGAAGAACUUUGACGUGGACUUACAUGAUCAUAUAAGCGACAAAGAUAGCGAUUGGAAUCCGAAUGAAAUAGUGUAUGCGGAAUCUCUGAAUCAAAAGGAUCAAAAAGCAUCGACGAAAAGAAACCGAGCGCAGAGAAAAAAUUCUCGGAAACGUCAAACAUUAGAGGAGAUAACGGUGCAUUCCGCACAGUCGGAUGUUGCUGUUGAAGGGAAUUGUAGUCCACGUAAAAGAGGUCGUCCUAGAAUACAUCCAGGUGGUUCAUUUUUAAAAGAACCAUGGAGUUGCGAUAAAUGCAAAUUCAUAACUAAAUACAGAGUAGCUGUCGAAAGACACAAAGCUGUUCACUAUAAGCGUGAAAAUCGAGCUUAUCCUUGUACAGAAUGUGAUUUGAUAUUCAAAUAUUACGAAGAGAUGAGAAGUCACAGUUUGAGUCAUCCAGAAAAUAAAGUAGUGUGCGAGGUAUGCGGAACAGCACUGAAAAAUGCUUACUCCCUCAAGGCUCACAUGGAACGUCACGAAGACAGUCGGAAAUAUUCUUGUGAGUAUUGUGACUACGCUUCUAAUACUAAAUUGGCUCUCAAAGCACACAUGAGCAUACACACUAAGGAUAAUUGGAACAAACGAUGUCAGGUUUGCGGUGUCAUGUUCAGGACAUCCAGUCGUUUGAAGCGCCACAUGGAGAGUCAUGAAAACGAACGAAAAUAUGCUUGUGAGCAGUGUCCGGUCCGAUUCAACACUACAAAUGCUCUUCGUAACCAUUUUAUACGAGUUCACUUGGCAAUUCGACACUCGUGUGACCACUGUGACAAAACUUUCGACCAGAAAAUUGCUUUAAGAGAUCACAUCGAACGAGUUCAUCAUAUUCAAUGUAAUUUUAUCUGCGAUAUUUGUGUCAUGACAUUCGACAGUCAACAAAAGUUAGACGUGCACAAACAACGCCACACGAAUCCCAAACCAAUGGAAUGCAGUAUCUGUUUGACACUGCAUCUGAAUCAAGACGAUUUCGACACACACCUGUGUAUUAGUUAUCAGGAAGAUUAUCAUUGUUGCAACAAAGAUCUUCGCAACUAUAUCCAGUAUAAUAAGCAUAUGAUGGUGAAGCAUGGUAUGAAAACAAAUGCCCGCGUGAAACCUAUCCCAGGCAUGUUGUUAGGGCAGCUUCGGGGAGCACGAAAACGCUUGGAACAGUGUCGAAAGUGUGACAUUGCUUUUCCGUCUAAAGCACUUAAACUGGAACAUUUAGCUAUAUGCAGUCAAGGGCAGCAGUCGGCAGGACCGUCAAAUGCAAGAAAUCUCGAUUCAAGUGGAGAAGUGUAAUGAACAAGAUUCAAGAACAAAAUAAUUUUUAAAUGUGUCGUACUGUAUUAGAAACUAUUGAAUAGAAAUAAUGUUA